Messenger RNA from Lacerta agilis (Sand lizard), 2852 nucleotides. It is a transcript of the gene OSBPL9, whose product is annotated as oxysterol binding protein like 9. The coding region runs from base 65 to 2281 and encodes 738 amino acids. Gene Ontology annotation, cellular component: cytosol; intracellular membrane-bounded organelle; membrane. The transcript is spliced from 24 exons. The record is from RefSeq and is a predicted model, not a curated record. NCBI's taxonomy places the organism in Eukaryota, Metazoa, Chordata, Lepidosauria, Squamata, Lacertidae. Gene Ontology annotation, molecular function: sterol binding.
AGCCCCGCCCGCGCGACCGGCGUUUGCUUCAGCGGGGCCGCCUAGCAUCUUACCGGCUCCCAAGAUGGCGUCCAUCAUGGAAGGCCCGCUGAGUAAAUGGACCAACGUGAUGAAAGGCUGGCAGUACCGCUGGUUCGUGCUAGACUACAACGCUGGGCUGCUCUCCUACUAUACGUCAAAGGAUAAGAUGAUGCGGGGAUCACGCAGAGGCUGUGUUAGAUUGAGGGGAGCUGUGAUUGGUAUAGAUGAUGAGGACGACAGCACCUUCACAAUAACUGUUGAUCAGAAAACCUUCCAUUUCCAGGCUCGAGAUGCUGAUGAGAGAGAAAAAUGGAUUCAUGCUUUAGAGGAAACCAUCCUUCGUCAUACUCUUCAGCUUCAGGGUGUGGAUCCUGGAUUUGUUCCCAGUGUCCAGGAUUUUGAUAAAAAACUUACAGAAGCUGAUGCUUAUCUACAAAUUUUGAUAGACCAAUUGAAGCUCUUUGAUGAAAAGCUUCAGAACUGCAAAGAUGACGAACAGAGAAAAAAGAUUGAAGACCUCAAAGAAACAACCAGUAGCAUGGUUGAAUCAAUAAAACACUGCAUUGUGUUGCUGCAGAUUGCUAAAGACCAAAGUAAUGAGGAGAAGCACGCAGAUGGACUUAUAAGCACUAUUAAUCCUGUUGAUGCAAUAUAUCAACCUAGUCUAUUGGAAUCUUCAGUGAUCAGCACAAUGCCUACCCAAACUGUCUUACCUUCAGAACCAACCCAGCUUUGCAAAUCAGAGCAGCGACCUUCAUCCUUGGCAGUUGGACCAGUUGUAGCAUUAAUUGGAAGUCACCAGACUCCAACACCAAAUAGUACAGGAAGUGGCCAGUCAGCACCUAGCAGCAGUUUAACUUCUCCGAGCCAUGCCAAUAUUUCUCCAAAUACAGUUCCAGAUUUCUCUUACUCCAGCAGUGAAGAUGAAUUUUAUGAUGCUGAUGAAUUCUAUCAAACCAGCUCAUCCCCAAAGAGAUGUUUGGACUCUUCAGGGCCCGGGGCAAUCCUAACUCGUAGCAGCACAGGAAGUAGUAUGAAGCGCCCAGACACAACAGAGUCCCUCAACUCUUCCAUGUCUAAUGGGACAAAUGAUGCUGAUCUGUUUGAUCCCCUUGACGAUAGAGAUGACGAUACUGAAGGGGAAUCGGUGGAAGAACACAAGAGCGUUAUCAUGCAUCUUUUGUCACAAGUUAGGUUAGGAAUGGACUUAACCAAGGUGGUUCUUCCAACUUUUAUUUUGGAAAGAAGAUCACUUUUAGAAAUGUAUGCAGACUUCUUUGCACAUCCAGACUUAUUUGUAAGUAUUAGUGACCAAAAAGAUCCAAAGGACCGAAUGGUUCAGGUGGUAAAGUGGUACCUCUCAGCUUUCCAUGCAGGAAGAAAAGGGUCUGUUGCUAAAAAGCCUUACAAUCCCAUCCUGGGAGAAAUAUUCCGGUGUCACUGGGUGCUGCCAAGUGUGGAACAAGAAGAAACUACGGAAACUCUGGCAGAUGGACCACUUCCAUGGGUUACCCAAAACAGUGUAACGUUUGUAGCGGAACAAGUUUCUCACCACCCUCCAAUUUCAGCAUUUUAUGCAGAAUGCUCUAGCAAGAAAAUACAGUUCAAUGCCCACAUCUGGACUAAGUCAAAAUUCCUGGGAAUGUCUAUUGGCGUUCAUAAUAUAGGCCAAGGGUGUGUAUCAUGCUUAGAUUAUGAUGAGCACUAUAUUCUAACAUUCCCCAACGGUUACGGGAGAUCCAUUCUCACAGUGCCAUGGAUAGAGCUGGGAGGAGAAUGCAGCAUUAGCUGCUCCAAGACAGGCUAUAAUGCUACCAUAAUCUUCCACACGAAACCUUUCUAUGGUGGGAAAAAGCACAGAGUUACAGCAGAAAUCUUUUCUCCUAAUGACAAGAAAUCUUUCUGUUCAGUUGAAGGAGAAUGGAAUGGUGUCAUGUAUGCAAAACAUGCAACUGGGGAGAAUGUAGUCUUUAUAGAUACCAAGAAAAUGCCUAUCAUUAAAAAGAAAGUAAGAAAACUAGAAGAUCAAGAAGAAUACGAAUCCCGCUGCUUAUGGAAAGAUGUAACUUACAACUUAAAGAUCAGAGACAUUGAUUCAGCUACUGAAGCAAAGCAUAGGCUUGAAGAAAGACAAAGAGCCGAAGCCAGAGCCAGAAAAGAGAAGGAGAUUCCAUGGGAGACACGGCUAUUCCAUGAAGAUGGCGAAUGCUGGGUUUAUGAUGAGCCACUACUCAAGCGACUUGCUGCCAGUAAAUAUUAAGUGGAACACCUGUAUGAAGUUGAAGCCUUGGCUUAGUGGCGAUAGUUGUAACUUUCAAGUACUCUUCUUUUGGAGAGAGCCUGUCUCCUCCAGUUACAGUUCCUAUCUCAGGGAUACUGGAUUCACUGAUGCAGCGAACAAUUAAAACAGGAAGAGCCUUGACUGUGUAGCAGUAAUUUAUAUUGGCCUUUCCUGUCUGACCUCCCAUGCUUCUAGAAGAAUUAACCUGGGCUUGAUCCCCAUCAUAUAUGUUUUAACCACUGCUGUAAAAGGUGCAAUGGGGCAUUUGAUUCCAGUUACAUAUGAUUCUGGCAUCCUACAUAUACAUGACUUCAUUAGAGCCAGUUAAUUUGUGUAAAUAUGAGGAUUCAUUCUGCCAGUUUAGAAAAUGCAAGAUUCUAAUCUACCAACUGGUAUGUUUUGGGUUUUUUUAAGAAAUCAUUUUUUUGGCAUUUCAUUGUUUUCCCCAAAAUAACUUUGGUAUUUUUAGAAACUAAAAUGUAAUUUUAGAUUACCAUUUGGUUCCUGCUGGUGCAUCUAUAAUGCUUCAUAAAAUAGAUUUUCAAUUGUA